Peronospora matthiolae is the source of this 1437-nucleotide messenger RNA. The record is from the annotation of a GenBank genome assembly. Lineage: Eukaryota; Oomycota; Peronosporomycetes; Peronosporales; Peronosporaceae.
AUGAGCGAGGCGUCAUCGUCUCCGCGCUCCGUGAGCUCCAGUGCGCCUUCAUCGACUUCAGGACCUCGAAGCGAGGAACGUCGUGCCGCCAAUCAGCCACUCACCGGAGUGUCCGUGCUGUAUAUCCUACAAACGCUUCCACUAACAGCUGCCGGUCGUCCGGCUCUCUUCGGCAAUGAAGUUGAGAUUUAUAGUGAGGAGAAAAUUGGUCUGUACGAUCGCACGCUCAAGACGCCUCAUAUACACGGCCGCUGCUCCGUCACGACCCAUCGCCUGUUCUACAUGGACGAAAGCAGCUCCCCACCGGUGGCGUUCUUCUUGCCACUGGAUUGGAUCGUUCGGCUUACCAAAGAGGCAGGCUUUUUGCAACGCUCAGCUAAGUUGCGGGUCGAUAUCACGACUCGCCCACCCUCUGCUGCCACUUCAUUCUUGAAAUUAUCGUUUAAAGACGGCGGACGUGACGAUUUCUACAGUCCAUUGGCAGCUUCGCUGAAACGUCAGGCGUGGAAGGACACACAGCCGAGCCAUUUGGCUGACAGACGGCUUAUGAAGAGGCAUUUUGAUGCCGCUGACGCUGGUAUUGCGGGGAUCAUGCGGCGUCAACAGGAAGCGCAGAAAGAGACGAUGGAACUGGCUACGACUGCGUUCUCUGACUUGACCAAUCUGAUGAUCAAAGCGAAGGACAUGGUCGGAUUGAUUGAACGGUAUGUGGAUAUGCAGAGAGCGACCGAGCUGGCAGAGGAGGAUGGAAUGACGUCCAGUGAAGCCGAUAUGAACAAACUUAGCUCGCUGAUGCUGGAUAUGGGUAUCAUCAGUCCGGUGACGCGUGCAAAUUCUGGUACCGCGUAUUACGAACAGUUAGCUCGGCAGCUUGCUGAGUACCUUCGCGACCAUAUGCCACGAAAUGGAGGAAUCAUGACUCUCUCGGACAUAUACUGCAUGUUUAAUCGAGCGCGCGGUGUAGAGCUUGUCUCUCCGGAUGAUUUGUACCAUGCAGCAGUGCUGCAGAAAAAGCUGAAUCUUGGAUGUAGCAUGCGCAAGUUUCCUAGUGGACUUAUUGUGCUACAAACAGAUACGCACAGCGAAGACAAAGUUGCCGAGCGGCUCGCAAAGAUGGCGCAGAAAUCCAGUUUUGGUUACAUCACUUCGACUGACGUAUCGGUGGAGAUGCACACGUCGUUUCCGUUGGCUCAAGAAUAUUUGCAUGUAGCAGAAAAGCUCGGGAAGCUUUGUCGAGAUGAAACGUUCGAAGGAAUCAAUUUCUAUCCUAAUAUGUUUGAGCAAUUUGUUGUGACAAACACCGAGUUAGAGGCCAAGCUUUCUGCCCAUGCAGGGAUGGACAGUACGGCAAACUUUUGUGCAACAGAUAAAGCAUCUCUUGAUGCUUCGUGCCACGACUACAUGAUCAGCGUCAUGCUUGUGUUUCUAUCUGGUUGA